This is a messenger RNA of Pseudopipra pipra, 1764 nucleotides long. Its product is annotated as cobalamin binding intrinsic factor-like. Bases 57 to 1436 code for a protein of 459 amino acids. Gene Ontology annotation, molecular function: cobalamin binding. The record is from RefSeq and is a predicted model, not a curated record. NCBI's taxonomy places the organism in Eukaryota, Metazoa, Chordata, Aves, Passeriformes, Pipridae. The transcript has 7 exons. Gene Ontology annotation, biological process: cobalamin transport.
CGGAGAGACCAAUUCCCGUGGGAUUCUGCCGUCCCGAGCGGAUCAGCUCCGACAGGAUGCUGCGCCUGGCUUUGGCCACGGGGGUCCUGCUGGCCCUGGUGGGCUGCACGGCCACGGAGCACUGCGCGGCCCCGCAGGACCUGGUCUGCCGGCUGCUCCAGAGCAUGGAGGGCUCCAUCAAGCCCGGAGAGGUGCCGAACCCCAGCGUCCUGCUGGCCAUGAGCCUGCUUGGGGUGGACACCCAGAGUCCCAGCUACAAGUUGCUGCUCCAGGAGAUCAAGGAGGAGGUGGUGACGAGAGCCCAGAAAGCCAUGACCUCAGGACAGGUGGCUGAGCACAUCCUCGCCCUCCUCUCAUCCUGCCAGGACCCCCGGCAGGUCCACGCCCUGGGACAGACCAUCGACCUGAUCCCCAUCCUGCAGCAGAAAACGGAUGAGGAGAUGGCUGAGCUGGAGGACAAGGGCCAUCCCAAAACCACCCUGUUCAGCGUGAGCCUGGACACCACGGCCCUGUGCCUGGCCAGGGCAGGCGGGUACCGGGGGCCAGCGGUGGCCUUGGCCAAGGAGGUGCUGAGCCCCAGCAGCCCCAUCGGUGUGGACACCCGCGCCGUGGCGGUGCUGGCCCUGCUGUGCGCCCACGACAGCGUGGAGGACCCGGAGGUGCGGGAUCUGCUCCAUGAGGCAGUUUGGACGGUGACCAACGACUUCCUGGAUGAGCAGGAGGAGAGGAACGGCCUGAUCGGGAACAUCUACAGCAUGGGGCUGGCCCUGCAGGUACGGGGGUGGGGAAUGUGCUGUCACAGCCACCCGGUCCCGCUCCCAGAUUUGCCACACCACCUCCCACCUCUUCCGCAGGCACUGGAGGCCUCAAGGGACUUCUACGCCCCUCGGGACUGGGACUGUGCCCAGGCCUUUGCCGUGGUGACCAACCACACCUUCGAGCUGCCCAUGGCCAUCGCCCAGGUGCUCCCGGCCCUCGUGGGCACGUCCUACCUGGAUGUGGCCACGCUGAACUGCGGUGCCCCCACGGAUCUGUGCCCAAGCCUGGGGGCACACAGGGUUCCCACAGGUAUGAUGAGCCCACCUGGGGCCUCCCAGACCCCACGGGAGUCCCAGGACAUCACAGUGCACUACUCCAUCACCAACAACCUCCAGGGAAUCCCCUGGCACUACAGCAUCUCGGUGACGGUCCCGGGUGGCUCCACACUGCUCAAGGUGCUGGAGAGGGCAGAGGAGAUGGAUCCCGAAAACUUUAGCUUCAGGACGGAGCAGACGUCCUGGGGUCCCUUCGUGGUCUCCAUCCACGGGCUGGCUGGCAGUGACAACGACAGGACCUACUGGCAGUUCCUCAGCUCUGGGAAACCUUUGGAUCAAGGGGUCGGAACCUACAAACCACACUCCGGGGAGCACAUCCAGGCCGUGUUCAGCACCUACUGAAGCCACCAAGAGACCCUGGAUCCCACCAGGGAGCAAUAAAGGGCCAUUCCAGCGUCUCCCUCUGUGUCCCUGGGGAAAACAGGGCUCAGAUCCCUUUUGCCUUCUUUUCUUCUUCAUUUCAUUAGUUCAGCUUCCCUCUUCUCUUCCCCACCAUCCCACACAAAUCCAGCCUCACCCAGACUCAGGACUGUCAGUCCCAUCCUGUGUGUCAGCAAAACCCUUCCCAGUCUUGCCCACUAGUCUUGCCCAGGGUUGUUCCUCUGGCCACAUUCCUGUACUUCAGUUCAAUAAAUCUGAUCUCUGCACAAGCACUAAUUGCAUUAAUCAG